UCCUUUUGCGAGAAGUGUGCUCGCGCGCUUCAGCCUACAUUGAUUGGCAAGUUCACCGGCAACAAUAAACUGACGGUUGUCCUGUUCGAAUGAAACUGAUUUGAGAUCAUGUAUAGUAGCUAAUAUAAGAAAGCGAAUAGGCUACUUUAAGUUACAAUAUGGAAGUUUACAAAUACCCCGUUUUCUUCGAGGUUCACAGUCUGGAUCCAGCACAGAAAGAGAAGAUAGAGAAGUACUUUCAGGUUCGCCGUAAAUCUGGUGGUGGAGACUGCGGACCGAUACACAAUGUUGGUGACAACGUUUACAAGAUCGCAUUUAUUGACCAAGCAGUCCAGGAGAGGGUACUUCAGAAACCUAAUCAUGUGUUGGAGAUGCCUGGAGGACCUCUCUCCCUCACUCUGAGAGACAGCCUGGAGACUCCACCCACAACAACCUCCACAGUCAGCAGUCAGGAGAGUCACCAGUCCCUCCCAUUCCCUCCCUCCCUCCCUGUCCAGACAACGCCACCUGGUGGCCUAGAGCAUGAACUCCAUCUAGACUCCUACCUCCUGAGAUACCUGAAGGAGAGCCCUGGGGCUGGAAGAGACCUGCAGCAGCAGCUGUCCUCUCUGGGCUGCUCUGUCCACCUCCAUCCAGAGGACGGGACAGCAGUGGUCAGAGGCUCAGGCCAAGCUGGGUCAUGUGGAGAUGGGGUUGGGGUGGGACCAUGGAAGGCACAGGUAGAGAGGCUGUUCAAACAUCUCCAGGAGCAGCACAAAUGCCACUAUGAGGUAGACCCACGUAAGCUCCAGACUCUGCUGCAGAGCAGUACCCUGGGUUCAGAGGAUGUGAGGGUUUACUGCGAGGCAGGGGAAGGGUUUGCGGUGGUGGUUGGGGAGGAGCCCGAGGUCCAGGCCAAGCUGAAGGAACUGGAGGCCUUCCAGGGUCAGGGUCUGAGCUCCGGGAAGCAGGAGAAGAUCAGCACCACCUGUCGUCUGGGACAGUCCAAGCUCCGGCUUCUAGAGGAAGUUAUAGAGAAGGAUCUAGGUGAGGCUGUUCCAGGGGUGAGGGUGACGCGCAGUGACUCAUCUCAGCUGGUGCUGGAGGGUUCAGCAGGUGAAGUCCGGACAGCCAGACAGUUAGUUACAGAUAAGAUCUCUCUGGUGCUGGAGCGGGUGGUGCCUGAGAUGUCCCCCCACCUCCUGUCCUUCCUGAGGGAUGAGUAUGGGAGGCCUGGAAACCUGAGCAGUCUGCUGGGGUUGGGACUCCAUGUGGAGGUAGAGCUGGGGGAUACAGAGCUCCGUCUGUUCUCCCUCUCAUCUGGGAAACUGGAUCAGGUUGAGAAGGAUCUGCUGGGGGAGUUUGGAGAGGAGAAGAUCGAUGUGCCCAACUGUGGCACCCUGCCAUCUGUACUGAAAUCCAAGCUUGAGAAGAAGGUCAAGGAGAUGAACCAGAGCAGAUGCAGGGUGGUAGCCAGGUAUGGUCCUGGGUGUAGAGUGCAGUUGCUGGGCCACGUGAAGGAGGUUCAGGAGCUGAGGGAGGAGAUCGGGGCCUUUCUGAUAGACCAGUCCAGUGUGGAGGAGACAGUGUGUCUCCCUUACCCGGAGAUUGCUGACCACCUACCAGAACUGCUGGAGAGGAUUGGUGUGGAACACACUGGGGUGACCCUCUACCCCUCAGCCUCAGCCAUCCACCCCACUGUGGUGCUCUGUGGACCCUCUGUCCGGGUCGCCCAGGUUAGGGACAGGUUGGUACCUGCUCUGGCCUCCUUGGUCCACCAGACUGUGACCAUAGACCGGCCGGGGGCGCUACGCUACUUCCAGGGCCUGGGAAGGGAGUACCUGGGAGUGGUGGGCCGCUCUCAACACUGCCUCAUCCAGCUGCACAACCACGGUGGUGUUGCCGGCGAAGCUAGCGCCGGACCAAGACUGGAGGAGAUGGUCACAGCCACCAGCUAUCGCCUUCAGCGGGGGCUGCAGGUUGUGGUGCGUCAAGGUGACAUCACCAAGGAACGGGCGAAUGCGCUGGUGAACGCAGCCAAUGAGGACCUGGAUCACACUGGUGGCGUGGCUGCAGCUCUAAGCCGUGCGGGGGGGCCUGAGGUACAGCAGGCCAGCAGGGAUCUGGUUAGGCAGAUAGGGAGAGUGCCCACAGGUACAGUGCUAGUGACUACAGGAGGGAAGCUGCCUUGUAAGAUGCUGCUGCAUGCAGUGGGACCAGUAGGUGGCAGGGUAGGUGGGAAUGAGCGUCCUCUGCUGGAGAAGACAGUAAAGGCAGCCCUGGAUCUGGCAGAGACCAUGGAACUCCAGACCUUGGCCAUGCCCUGCAUCAGCUCGGGGAUAUUCGGUGUUCCUCUGAAGGUGUGCUCUGAGGCCAUAGUCUCUGCAGUGAGGGACUUUGGGAGGGAACAGCGCAUCCUUACCAAGGUCACUCUGAUUGAUGUGAGUGGAGAGGCAGUGAGAGCCAUGCAGGAGGCCUGUGAUAGGCUGUUACAGGGGAAGAGGGAGUUUCCUGGGUGGGAGGUAGAGUCCAGCACCACCACUACCACUACACAUGCUCCUCAGAGAGACACCACUGCUGCCUCCACCAGGGGACCAGUGGCUCCAGAGGUCUGUGUCCAGGUGGAGAUCAUCCAGGGAACCAUAGAGAAGCAGGAGGUGGAUGCGCUGGUGUCCCCCAUGGUUGGUAGCGACCCUCUCUCCUCCCGUAUUGGUAAUGUCUUGUCGUCGGCAGCUGGACCAGGGCUGAUGACAGCGUUUCAGAGGGAAUCAGGGGAACACACUGCACCUGGUGACAACGUCCUGGUGGAGGGACUGUCUGGUCUCAGCUCUGGCCGUGUCUUCUUCCUCAGCUGUGCACACUGGGACAACAACCUCCACGGACCAGCAGUACAGGCUCUGAGGCAAGGUGUGAGGAGAGUUCUAGCCUCUUGUGAGAUCCGGGGAUUCUGUUCUGUUGCCUUCCCUGUAGUUGGAACUGGUGUGGUUCUCCAGUUUCCUCACAACGUGGUAACACAGGUUCUGCUAGAAGAGGUCCGUAGGUAUGAACAGAAUCGAGCGAGCAGAACCCCCUUCCUUGUCCGCAUUGUCGUCCAUCCCAAUGACAGAGAUUCUACCAAGGCUUUCCAGACAUCCCAGAGUGCUUUGCAUGUCAGAGGGUUUGUAAUGGAUGCUUCUCCAGAUCAGACCUCCUUCUAUCGCCACGUCUCAACCACUCAGGACGAGGUCUCUGCCACGCUGGGCAGUGUCAAGCUACAGCUGGUCUUUGGCGACAUCAUCCGUGAGACCACUGAUGUCAUCGUCAACACCACAGACUUCUCAGCCAACCAUUCAGGUGUCUCCAAAGCUAUUCUGACUGCUGCAGGUUCCACAGUCCAAGCAGAGUUAGCACAAGUGGGUGUGCCAGGAGACUUGAUGUGCACCACGGGGCCCGGUGCACUGGGCUGCAAGGAGAUCGUUCACGUCAGCUUUAAAUGCGACACACAGAGGAUCAGCAAGGUCUGCGGGAAGAUACUGAAACAGUGUGAGAGAAAGGGCUACCGCUCAGCAGCCUUCCCUGCAGUCAACACUGGUGCUGCUCGGGCAGACUCUGGCUCUGUGUGUAAGGCCAUGUUGGACGGCAUGGCGUCAAGUGUGAGGGACUUGUCCCCCAACAUCCUCUCUGUCAUCCGCAUUGUCGUGCUGCAGAGACCCGUCUUCCAGGCAUUCAAGUCAGAGCUGGAGAGCCGACUGGGAGCUAUCGCUCCAAUCCCAACACUGAAAGAGAGAGCCCAACAGAUACUGAAGAAGAAACUGAGGAUCAGCUUUUCCUCCCCCUCGCAUGGCUCCCUUCCCCCUCCUCAUGCCCUUCCAGGCCUCACCAUCACCCCCUGGAGACCGCCCCCGGUGGUGCUGAGCGUGGUGGGGUGCGGGGCGGACGCCAUCAGGGGGGCCAGGCGGGAGCUGGAGGCCAUCUUGCAGAACCAGCUGACUCAGAGAGAUGUGAAGGGAGAGGACCUGUGCAUGCUGGGAGAGGUGGAGCUGCAGGCCGUGCAGAAGAAUGCCAAGGUCCUGGGAGUGAGCCUGGAGCUAGGUAGAGUUCAGAGAGCAGGAGGGGUGGAAGCUGGGGCUGGAGCUGGGGCUGGAGCUGCGGCUGGAGAGGUGUUUUAUGUUCUCCAAGGCCUGAAGGAGGACGUUCUGAGUGUGCGCGAGGUGCUGGACAGUGCGCUCAGUGGCGCCCUCCGUAGGGAGCUGCAAGAGAGAAAUGAGGCACUAAUGGCCCUCAGUGUCCAGUGGUCUAUGUGCAGGCAUGGUGAUGUUUGGGAGGAGCUGGGGAUGCAUGACAACUACCAUCUGGAGCAGGCACACCUAAGAGGAGAUGUCUCAGCAGAGUUGGAUGUCCCAGAUGGGAGCAAAGUCAGGGUGAACCUGAAGAACAACAUGGCCACUGACUGGAGUACGGGUUGCACCUAUAAGAUGAAGCGAGAGGAGAGUGCAAAAUUGCCAUCGUACUGGGAUGAUAUGGCCGCUGGUGAAACGCGGAAGAGAGUGCUGCUCUUGCCCACCUCGUCAGAGUACCAGGCGGUGGCACAGGGAUUCCAAAGCACCACGGCAACGCAAGUCACCAUCCACAAAAUCGAGCGUGUGCAGAAUGUAUUUCUGUGGCAGGCGUACGCAUUGUGUGAGCAGCGCAUCCGGGCCAAGAACGGAGCAGCGGAGGUAGGGGUAAGGAAACUCUACCACGGGACGGCAGCAACAACCUGUGACGCCAUUGAAUGUAAUGGAUUUGACAGGAGCUAUGCUAAUAUUACAGCACAUGGAGUGGGUGUGUAUUUUGCUGUGGACGCCAGCUAUUCAACCAAUCCCAGAUAUACCCCUCCUGAUGGUUCUGGGCACAGGCGUAUGUACGUUGCACGUGUCCUGACCGGGCGCUAUACCCUGGGUGACCGCUCCAUGAAGUUCACCCCUCGUCGCUCCCCCACAGAUUCCGCUGACUGCUAUGACAGUCUAGUGGACAACCUGCAGAGACCCAGCAUGUUUGUCAUCUUCCACGACGACCAAGCGUACCCAGAGUACCUCAUCACCUUCAUAUGAUAGUGGGCCUAUAUAAUGAAUUAGAAACCAUUCGUAAUCGUUUAUACGCAUUUUUGUUUUACAUGCAUGAAGGCAUUUAAAUGUUUUUGAGUAUGAUUCUCACUUCUAUCAUUAUAAUCAGCUGUCAUAAUCAUUCUCAUCACUAUAUCUAUGUAUCAUAAGGAUUGUCACAUUGCAUGUGUUCUGCUGCAGGACCUAAAGCAGUACAUAAUCUGCAGAGGUUAAUCAUUAAAGUGGUAAAAAAAUAUA
Messenger RNA from Salvelinus fontinalis (brook trout), 5300 nucleotides. RefSeq names its product protein mono-ADP-ribosyltransferase PARP14-like. Gene Ontology annotation, biological process: negative regulation of gene expression. NCBI's taxonomy places the organism in Eukaryota, Metazoa, Chordata, Actinopteri, Salmoniformes, Salmonidae. Gene Ontology annotation, cellular component: nucleus; cytoplasm. Gene Ontology annotation, molecular function: NAD+ poly-ADP-ribosyltransferase activity; transcription corepressor activity. The coding region runs from base 159 to 5051 and encodes 1630 amino acids. The record is from RefSeq and is a predicted model, not a curated record. The transcript has 15 exons.